AAUGUGAAGAGUACAAGGACAUCAUAGACUCUGUGCUGAGGGAUGAUGGGCAGUUCAUAGAGGAGAAGCUGACAGAGAAGUUCAGGCAAGCUGAGGACGACCUCAGGCAAUAUAAAGCCCUGGUUCACUCUCAGGCAAAGGAGCUGACCGAGUUACGGGAGAAGUUACGGCAAGGGAGAGAUGCCUCCCGCUCACUGAAUCAGCAUUUCAAGGCGCUCCUCACUCCUGACCACCAUGACAAGUCCCAGAGUCAGGACCUCCGAGUGCAGCUGGCUAAGCGGCACAGGCUGGCAGAGCGUUAUGUCAACAAGCUCAGCCCAGUUCCAGAAAGUGAUGAAGAGGAGGAUGAAGAUGGGACAGAUGAGGAGAUCGGGAAAGUACAGGAAUCAGCUGCCCCCAGGGAGGCGCAGAACGCUGAGGAAAACGAAGUCCCUCAGGACUCACUGGAGGAAUGCGCUGACCUUUGUUCAAACAGCGACGGCCCUUCUGACUCCAACCAGCCUCACAGGAGCGCCGAAGUCACAUUUGAGGAAGACAAAGUCGUCUCUGCUCUGGCUGUAGACAGUGACAGCUCUCAGGAUGAAUGGGAGGAUGCUCUAUGCAUUCUCCCAGGAAAUCAAAGUGAUCAUGAGGAAGAGGAAGGGAAAGCCCCAGUGCCCGCCAGGUAACUGGAUUUGUGGGGUGUUAGCUAAAAGUGGCACGUGGAGACCGGGGAUCCUGGGAAAAUAGGAGAGAAAGUGAUGACUAGAACUGUCUUACCCAUUCAUCCAACUGCA
Messenger RNA from Sapajus apella (tufted capuchin), 776 nucleotides. Its product is annotated as putative neuroblastoma breakpoint family member 5. The annotation marks the transcript as partial. NCBI's taxonomy places the organism in Eukaryota, Metazoa, Chordata, Mammalia, Primates, Cebidae. The record is from RefSeq and is a predicted model, not a curated record. The transcript has 5 exons.